UGCUGCUGUUUUGCGAGCGAGCUGAAAUCAUGGCCGCGGAUCUGGAYAGACUGGCCUCUUUCGAAGAGGCCUUUUACGACCAGUACGAUUAYUACAACCUGCAAGAGUACCCGUGCCACGCCGGUGGCAAAGGCCGGUCCAAGAGGGAGAUGGAGCUGAACACGAACCGACACAGCCCCGCCGGACACGAGAGGAAGAUAGCCGAGAAGUUUCACAACAGCCAAAUGAAGCGCAGGAGAACCAAGAGCUCGUCGUUGUGAGGAGCCAGUUUACGG
Molecule: messenger RNA, 275 nt
Organism: Austrofundulus limnaeus
Lineage: Eukaryota; Metazoa; Chordata; Actinopteri; Cyprinodontiformes; Rivulidae
Product: nuclear transcriptional regulator 1-like protein
Exons: 1
Coding region: 30-260 (76 amino acids)
Biological process (GO): negative regulation of cell population proliferation; regulation of transcription by RNA polymerase II; negative regulation of cell cycle
Cellular component (GO): nucleus
Source: RefSeq, a predicted model, not a curated record